AUGAGGAAGUCAACAGUUGUGCUUCUGUGUUGCCAGGACGCCUACAGCUCGGGUAUAAAGGCCGCCCGGGGAAGGAGCCUCCAGACAUCACCGCCCUCCUCCCUGACUCCACUCCAGCCCCACGCCACCAUGUGCUCCACCAGCUGCUCCACGGGCUGCCAGGCGUCCUGCUGCACCCCCAGCCCCUGCCAGGCAUCCUGCUAUGUGCCCAUGAGCUGCCAGCCCGCCGUGUCCAUGCCCGUGAGCUGCAAGCCUGCCGUGUAUGUGGUCCCCUCCUGCCAGUCCUCGGUUUGCCUGCCCGUGAGCUACAAGCCCCUCGUGCUCAUGGCCCCCUCCUGCCAGUCCUCCGGGGGCUGCCAGCCCUCCCGCCCCACCCUGCUCUGCAGACCCAUCUCCUGUAGCACCCCGUCCUGCUUCUGGCCAUGA
Messenger RNA from Zalophus californianus (California sea lion), 426 nucleotides. RefSeq names its product keratin-associated protein 12-1-like. The record is from RefSeq and is a predicted model, not a curated record. NCBI's taxonomy places the organism in Eukaryota, Metazoa, Chordata, Mammalia, Carnivora, Otariidae. The transcript has a single exon. The coding region runs from base 1 to 426 and encodes 141 amino acids.